This is a messenger RNA of Cokeromyces recurvatus, 1116 nucleotides long. Its product is annotated as ubiquitin carboxyl-terminal hydrolase. The transcript is spliced from 9 exons. Gene Ontology annotation, molecular function: cysteine-type deubiquitinase activity. Bases 1 to 1116 code for a protein of 371 amino acids. Gene Ontology annotation, biological process: protein deubiquitination; ubiquitin-dependent protein catabolic process. Gene Ontology annotation, cellular component: cytoplasm. The record is from RefSeq and is a predicted model, not a curated record. NCBI's taxonomy places the organism in Eukaryota, Fungi, Mucoromycota, Mucoromycetes, Mucorales, Mucoraceae.
AUGACAAAAAGUAUUAUUUCCGAGAAUUCAUCUUAUUGGCAUGCACUUGAUCCAGAUCCAGGUACUUUUACACAGCUAUGCUCCAAAAUAGGAGCACAAGGAAUUCAGGUGGAGCAAUUAUCAUUACAUAAAGACAAGUUUUAUAACUUUGAACCCAUUUUUGGUAUUUUCUUAUUAGCUAAACAAAACAGUAGAAGAUUAACACUAAAAGAAGAUGGCAAUAAUUCAAGUAUAAACAAUUAUCCAAUUUAUUUUUUACAACAAACGACUACACAUAAUGCAUAUGCUAUGCAUGCUUUAUUACAUAUCUUGUUAAACUCUGAUAAUGAAAUUAAAACCAGUAAAGAUUUAAGACAAUUUAAAAAGCUUACUCAUGCUCUUGAUUCAACGGUAUCGCUCAUUAAUAAUCAAGCUUUAAGGAAUGCAAACAACAGCCUCUAUUUACCAAAAAAAAGUCAGCAAAAACAAAUAGUGUAUCAUUCAAUUUCUUAUAUAAAAUAUAAUGGCUAUUUAUGGGAGUUAGAUACUUUUAAAAAAAGUCCUUCAAAAUUAGUUGCUUGUAAUGAAUAUAACUGGCUUGAUAGUGUAUAUAACUUGAUUUAUCAAAAACAAAAAGAGGAUUCCAUUUCUUUAUGGGCUGUGAUUGAGGAUAGAAAUCGUGUAUAUCAAAGAAAAAUAAUCGAAAAGAAUUAUCUUAAAAGACAAAUAGAAUAUAAACUUGAUAAAUAUCAGCCUAAUUGGAAAUCAAGUAAUGAAGUUACUCAGUGGGAAGAAGAAUAUAGAUACGCUAUAGAUCAUAAUGAAACAAAUAGACGUGGACACAUACGAUCAAUAGAUAUGUUGAAUUAUUGUCAUUCAUUCAAUCAAUUGCCCUUAAGAAUACAAAAGAAUGUAAACUUAUUACUAAAAGAACAAAAACAUAAUGUAGAGGAUAUAAUGGAAGCAUGGAUACGAGUACAAGAUGAUUGUUUAAGACUUUAUGCAAGCUUAGGUAAUCAAGUAGAGAAAGAAGAUAUUUAUAGAAGAAAGCAAAAUAAAUAUAUACCAUUUAUACGAGCGUUUAUUCAAGCCUUAUAUGAAGAAGGUCAUUUACAAUCAAUUAUUACAAACUUAUAG